Pocillopora verrucosa is the source of this 1044-nucleotide messenger RNA. RefSeq names its product probable G-protein coupled receptor No18. Gene Ontology annotation, biological process: chemical synaptic transmission; G protein-coupled receptor signaling pathway, coupled to cyclic nucleotide second messenger. Gene Ontology annotation, cellular component: plasma membrane; dendrite. Gene Ontology annotation, molecular function: G protein-coupled serotonin receptor activity; neurotransmitter receptor activity. NCBI's taxonomy places the organism in Eukaryota, Metazoa, Cnidaria, Anthozoa, Scleractinia, Pocilloporidae. The record is from RefSeq and is a predicted model, not a curated record.
AUGAAUGAUGAUUUGGCAAAAGUGAAGUCAGCCACGAAUCACGAUGAUAUGGAGCCGAAGACGUGUUAUGAAGGAACUAGACCAGAAUACGUGGCGCAGACGUUUUUCUUGCUGUACAUUACUAUAGCUACCAUAAUUGGUAAUUCUGCCAUAUGCUGUUCAAUCUACUACAAUCAAACUCUUCAUCGCUUCUCAAACUAUCUCGUCAUGUCUCUUGCUUUAUCAGACCUGAUGGUUGCCUUUUUCUCACUUCCAAUGCGAAUCCACCAAAGUUUGCACAACACGCACUGGUGCCUCGACGAAACCACUUGUGUUUUCUGGAUCUGGGUAGAUUUAGCUUGCCGCUGCACCUGUUUUGCGAACUUAGCAUUAAUAUCGCUGGACCGUUUUGUAGCGACAAGAUAUCCGUUGAGGUAUCACCGUAUUAUAACUCAGAGAAGAGGUCACUUGAUGAUUCUCUAUAUCUGGUUUCAUGGAGGCGCGAUAGCUUCGCUCGGACUAAACAACUGGACAAAUCCUACCAUUCCAGCGUUUGCUAUAGAUAAUCCAUCAGGGUGCCGAAAAACUCCCGAUCCGACUUUUUACACUUUUGCCGCUUGUGUGGGAUUUUUCCUUCCUUUACUCAUCAUAACAGCAUCGUAUUCUUACGUAUUUUCAGUUUCCCUGGAACACUGGAAAUCUACAAACUGCAGGACACUACCAGAGCCCGUCUCACUUGUUCAGGGUGGCAUCGCCUGUCGACGAUUUACAUUGACUCGGGAGAUCAGAGCCGCUAAAACAUUGGCCAUAGUUAUAAGCGCCCUGAUCUGCUGUUGGUUCCCGUUCUUCGCCAUACUUAUGGCUCUGUUUUGGUGCUCGACAUGUUUUACUCGAAUAAGCCCGUUUAUAAACAUAACAUUCAUUUACAUUCUUCCAAACAUCAGCAGUGCCCUAAAUCCAUUCAUUUUCUUCAUAUUUAGUCAAAGACUACGAAAAGCGUUCUACAAAUUAUAUACUCGUGUUAAGAGGAGUUUAAUUUGUUUCAUUGAGAAUUUCCGUCUCUAG